AAAACAAAAACAUGCGUUGCAUGUGAGAGACAAAACAUCAAGUGUAUGUAUGUGUUUUUUUUUUCUCUCACUUAAAAGUUGGCACGCACGCUCCGUUCGUGCCAAAUUCCCAAACACGCUCGUCUCCACACACACGACACGAGCGAGAACCCAACCUCGUGAGACGCAUCUCGCAUGCUUCACUCGCUCGCACGCUCGCUCACCCCUCGCCGGCCGGAACUCACCCCUUACCCGCCGCCGGAUGCUUGCCGGUGCCGCCGUUCCCUCUCCUGAGCUCGAUCCUCCCGGAUUCCUCCCCUUCGCCGUCAAUUACUGCCGGACCUCCGCGCCGGCCGCCGGUAAUUUGGUAUCUGACAGAGUUCUGAAGAAUCUGGCGAGUAGAAGACUGAUCUGCUUGAGAAUUUGUUUAUCGCACCGUGAUCUCGAUCUGGAAGCCUGUGGAAUUUCUGAUGACAUGUUCUUUUUUAUUUGAAAUGGAGACCAUUCAUAAAUGUUGAUGGCAUUGCUAACCAACAGUAUCAGUAGAAUAGUUUUUAAUUGAAUUCAACUAUUGAGAGUUCGGACUUGGGGUAUGGCAACUGAUAUGCAGAGGCUUGUUGGAACGAGUGAGGAUGAUGAAGAAAUAGGGAUGGAUGUGAAAGACGAGGAUGAUGAGGAUGAUGAUUAUGAGGAAAAUGGAAGUGAGCAUGGAAAUGCUCCAGGGAUGGUUGAGAUUGAUGGUGGAAAUGGAAUAGGAACUGCCACUGGUGACAACAGGUUUCAACAGCACCAGCAGUUUCAAGAGCAAGUAGGCACCCCUAGUGGAGGUACCCGAAGAUCUAGACCGCUAGAAGAGAAAGAAAGAACAAAACUAAGAGAGAGGCGCCGGAGGGCUAUCACUGCAAAGAUCUUGGCAGGGCUUCGUAGGCAUGGCAACUAUAAUCUUAGAGUUAGGGCUGACAUAAAUGAUGUCAUUGCUGCUCUAGCAAGGGAAGCUGGAUGGGUGGUUCUUCCAGAUGGAACUACUUUUCCCUCCAGAUCUCAGGGUCAAAGGCCAGCUGGUGGUAAUUCUACUGUUGUUACAUCAUCAUCUUCCCAUGUGCCUUCGCAACAAACUCCUUCUGCUUCCCUCAGGGGAGUUGCUUCUGGAUCCGGUUAUAGGAGCCCUCUAGAGCAUAAUGCAUGUCAAAUAAAAGGUGUUUUCGCGCCAGUUCCAUCUCCUUAUGAUCCAUCUUCAAGUUCCCGGUCUCAAACAUCUAUGGUGGGGGAUGGAGAAGCACAAAGAGACAAUUGUCCCCUGAUUGGUGGUGGUUCAACUGAUAAUGUUGAUGAGAAGCAGAUGGUUGAUAUGUCCCCCAGAUUACCAGAGCGUGAUUUGGCUGGUACUCCAUAUGUUCCAGUUUACGUGAUGCUACCGUUAGGGGUGAUCAAUAUCAAAUGUGAGCUUGUUGAUCCGGAUGGUCUACUAAAGCAGCUGAGGGUGUUGAAAUCAGCAAAUGUUGAUGGUGUAAUGGUAGACUGUUGGUGGGGAAUAGUGGAGGCACAUGCCCCACAAGAGUAUAAUUGGAAUGGUUACAAGAGACUCUUUCAAAUGGUGCGUGAACUUAAGCUUAAGCUGCAGGUUGGGAUGUCUUUUCAUGAAUGUGGAGGCAAUUUUGGUGAUGAUGUUUGCAUUCCAUUACCUCAUUGGGUAGCUGAAAUUGGUAGAAGCAAUCCUGACAUUUUUUUCACUGAUAGAGAGGGAAGACACAACCCUGAAUGUCUUUCUUGGGGAAUAGAUAAGGAACGGGUUUUAAGAGGUCGGACUGCUGUGGAGGUUUAUUUUGAUUUCAUGAGAAGUUUCCGGGUAGAGUUUGAUGAAUAUUUUGAGGAUGGCUUCAUCUCCUUGAUUGAAGUUGGACUGGGUCCAUGUGGAGAGCUAAGAUAUCCAUCUUGUCCUGUAAAGCAUGGUUGGAGAUAUCCUGGUAUUGGUGAAUUCCAGUGCUAUGAUCAGUAUAUGUUGAAAAGUCUUAGGAAAGCAGCAGAAGUAAGGGGGCAUUCUAUUUGGGCUAGAGGGCCCGAUAAUGCUGGUACCUAUAAUUCUCAGCCUCAUGAAACAGGUUUCUUUUGUGAUGGAGGUGAUUAUGAUGGCUUCUAUGGCAGAUUUUUCCUUAGCUGGUACUCUCAGAUUUUAGUUGAUCAUGGAAAUCGGGUUCUUUCACUGGCAAAAUUAGCUUUUGAGGGAUCCUGUAUUUCUGCAAAGCUAUCGGGAAUUUACUGGUGGUACAAGACUGCUAGUCAUGCUGCUGAAUUAACUGCUGGAUAUUAUAAUCCGUGUAAUCGUGAUGGUUAUGCUGCAAUUAUGGCAAUGUUGAAGAGAAAUGGAGUUAGCUUAAACAUUCCUUGUGUUGACUUGCACACAUUGAAUCAACAUGAGGGAUUUCCAGAGACAUUUGCAGAUCCUGAGGGAUUAGUAUGGCAGGUGUUGAAUGCUGGAUGGGAUGUUGGCCUACCAGUUGCCACUCAGAAUGCACUCCCUUGCCUAAACAGAGUUAGCUAUAACAAGGUUUUGGAUAAUGCCAAGCCCAUAAAUGAUCCAGAUGGAAGGCAUUUUUCAUCCUUUACUUACCUGAGGCUUAGUCCACUUCUUAUGGAACGUCAAAACUUCGUAGAGUUUGAACGAUUUGUCAAGAGAAUGCAUGGGGAAGCUGUUCUUGAUCUUCAGGUAUAAAUGGUGGAAAGAGAAUCUUGUAGAAUUCAUAUUUAUAAUUCCCCUGACAAAAUGGUUGGGGUAUCCUGUGACAGAUUAGGAGAAAUAGGAUUGUUAUUAGCUGCGGCACAUACUAGUUAGUCAAGUAUUUAUUAGGUUACGCUCUUGUUUUUUCGAUCAAACAACUCACAUAGAACCCGGAUGAGUAAUUUGUCCAUACAUGUGCAACUCAUUGACAUUCAGUAUUAACCAAUAUACAGUGAUCUGUACAA
Abrus precatorius (Indian licorice) is the source of this 2940-nucleotide messenger RNA. RefSeq names its product beta-amylase 7. The record is from RefSeq and is a predicted model, not a curated record. Lineage: Eukaryota; Viridiplantae; Streptophyta; Magnoliopsida; Fabales; Fabaceae. Gene Ontology annotation, molecular function: beta-amylase activity. Bases 572 to 2689 code for a protein of 705 amino acids. The transcript has 11 exons. Gene Ontology annotation, biological process: polysaccharide catabolic process.